UUAUUAAUUUAACAAAUUUGUGUUUCAUAUUGCUAGGGUGAUAAAAUUCAAGCAACAGUGCGAAAAACUCUUAUUCCUCGAUUUGAGACUACUAUUCGUGAGGGAGUUGUGUACAACUUUCGUUCUCUCGGUGUUGUGUCUAACUCUGGAGCAUAUAGAACAACCGGACAUCAAUUCAAAUUGAAUUUGCAAAAUAGUACAAUGGUCCGAGAAUUAGAAACCAGUUUGGUCACAGCCUCUCCGUACUCAUUGAUUUCAUUCCCAGAAAUUCGAAAUGUUGACAUGGAUUACUUGAUUGAUGUCAUGGGAAUUUUAGUUGGAGUGGGACAAGACAGAGUUUAUGAAAGGAACGGUGUCACUACAAAAUUUAAAGUUAUUGAGUUAGAGUCAGAUGGUAUAAGGAUUGAAUGUGCACUGUUUGGAUCCUAUGUUGAUGAACUGGAUGCAUAUUUGCAAUCCGGUUAUAAUCAAAAUGUUGUUGUACUUGCUCAGUUUCUAAAAGUGAAGAUGUUUAAUGGUAAAAGCCAACUACAAAAUGCAAUGAACUGUACUAAGCUUUUAUUCAACCCUGAAAUUCCUGAGUCAGUUUCUUUCAAACUCAAACACUCGCAUAACUUUGACUCGCCAACUCAACCAUUAACUCAUAAGAAGGAUACUUCUCAUUUGAGUUUAGAAGAAGAAUUUUUAAGUCUUUUCCAACGCAUGACUAUAGAGGAACUUAAGGAUUGUCAAAAUGACAUGGUUUGUGUUGUCUUUGGUACAGUUAAACAUAUUCUUGGUGAAGGGGAUUGGUGGUAUGGAGCAUGUGUAUGCAACAAAGGAGUUGUUAUUGAAUCUAAAAGGUUUUUUUGCUCAAAAUGUAAAAAAUAUGUAUGGACAAUUGUGCCCAGGUACCGUAUCAAGGUUAGAGUCGUUGAUGAUACUGAUUCUGCUACCUUUGUCAUAUUUGAUCAUGACGGAAUUUCGCUAACAAACAAAUCAUGUCUAAAUUUGCUUCAUGAAAUGGAUCAAGAUCCACAAUCUGACACCGUGCCAAAAGAAAUUGGAGAUUUGGUUGAAAAACAAUUCCUAUUUAAGAUAGAGGCAAAAAAUGAUGUGAACUCAAAUUUUGAAAAAUCAUUUCGAGUCAAAAAACUUUGUGGUGACUUGGAUAUUAUAAAAAAAUUCAAAUAUGUUGCUGUUGAAAAGGUUGAUGCUGGUCUUGAUAACGACAUAGAAGGUGGUGUAACGAAUGAUUUGAAUAAUAAGUUUGAAGAAGAAGCUACUGAUGACAAAUAUCAAGUCCCAAACUCUGUCCAUGUACCCAUACCAGUUGAAUAUGAUUCUGAUGAUUGUACCCCUCUUAAAAGGGGAUUCAUAGAAGUCGCUGAUGAUAAUGAUGGAGUCAAUUCAAAGAAUGUGAAAAAUGUCAAAAUUGAGAAGGAGUGAUAAUCAAGUUUCUUAUAAACAUAAUACUUUAGUUAUUUUGUUUUGAAUUAACUUAUGGUAGCAUUUGUUUUGGCUAAAAUUUGUUAGUUUUGCAAUGUUAUAUUCACACAUUAAGUUUCUAUCAAUUUUCAUUUAUUGUUAUACAUUUCUUGCAAUGUUAUAUUCACGUAUC
Messenger RNA from Cicer arietinum (chickpea), 1600 nucleotides. RefSeq names its product replication factor A protein 1-like. Lineage: Eukaryota; Viridiplantae; Streptophyta; Magnoliopsida; Fabales; Fabaceae. The record is from RefSeq and is a predicted model, not a curated record.